Messenger RNA from Xyrichtys novacula (pearly razorfish), 44105 nucleotides. The record is from the annotation of a GenBank genome assembly. Lineage: Eukaryota; Metazoa; Chordata; Actinopteri; Labriformes; Labridae.
AUGCAGACCAUUAAGACAGUAGAGACCCAGGUGCCCUUCCUAAAAGAGAGUUUCUUUACCACCACUUUCAAAGGCAGGAGGAAGAGCAGCGUCACCAACAUCCUCCGCAAACAGCAGCACACACUCCACAAUCAGCAACAGCUACAACCGUGCAUUUUAGAGCAUCAACAGCAGCAGCAGCAUCCCCAACAGUUUCCUUCCCCUGCGGUUAAAAAUGGACAAGGACAGAGCACUUUAGAGCAUCAGCGCCUUACUCGCUCUAACAGCAGCCCGUUAUGCAAGACAGCCGAGCGUGCAGGAGCAGAUGGGGAUAGAAAGGAGGGGCAAAAAGAGAGGAAGGAUCAGAGAGUGAGCGAGUCAGAGCAGGGGAGGAGGGGGGUGAGUAGUAGUGAGCCCGGAGCUGUCAGUGCCAGUCUCCUCCUACUUUCAUCAUCAGCAUCAGUGGCACUGGGGGAGGCAGCAUCAUUCUCACAGCUGCCUCUAACUGUGGUGAGCAGACAGCAGGGAUUAGACGGCUCUGAAAGGGCUCUGACCGACAGAGGACCAUCAUCAGUCGCAGCCCCGGAGGAAGCCCAGCAUGCCCAGCAGUCUCGACCCCAGCAGUAUGGCCUGUUAGCCAAGGGUGUUCGCCUGUUCAGGAACAUGGGGAACCAGGAGGCAAAGCAGAAGAAAGGAGGAGGCAACGGUGGAGCGGGAGGAGAUGCGGCCUGUGACGGUGAUGCUGAUGAGAGGGAAGUGGAUAAGAAAUCCAAAAAGUCUCACAGUAAGACGAGCAAAGGAGGAGGAGAAAACAGCAGCAAGAAGUCCAAAGGUUCUGUAUUUUCUGGCAUGAAGAUCAGGAAGAGUUUAUCGAAGGCCAAAGGGUUGUCCAAAGAUGAAAUACUCGAAGAUGGCAGGUCAGGAAACUCGGGCAAACCAGGGCUCAAGCCUGGUGCAGAGGCAAGUCUGUCAGCUGAUGAGAUGGGCAUGCUAUCAGAUGUCGAGGGAGAUCUAAGCUGCUUGCCCGCAGACAGUCACCAAUCCAUGGUGGAAGAAACUGGACGUAAGACAAGUUCAGGCUCAGAUGCUGACCUCUACAGCUUUCACUCAGCAGCUGCUGAAAAUGAAGACCUGCUCUCUGACAUUCAGCAGGCCAUUCGAGACCAAUGUGAGUCCGGUGGAAAGGUACUGGAAAUGAUGGCUGAAAGGUCAACCUGUGGAGCAGACAAGUCUCCUGAGAAGGUAAAGCCUAAGCAGGGUUUCAAUCUGGAAACAGACCUAAUCCCUGCAACUCUUUCCAGCGAGUGUGUGCCUCAAGAGAAUAAGAAAUUAGAGCAUGAAAGUUGUGACAUACCCAUAUCAAGGAAAUCCUCUGGUCCAGGUUCUUUGAGUGAGAGUGGUCCAUCAUCAUCAGCAGCAGACACAGAAAGAAGCAGUGGUAGUGUAUUCCCCAAAACCAACAGCACCUAUAGCUUCCCUGAAACUUUAACCACCACCACCACCAACACGUCGUAUGAGAGUGCAGAGGAGCCCCAGGAUGACCUGGAGAGCCCGGUUAGGAGUCGAGGAUUUUCAUGUGUACCAUGUGUCCGCCUGGAUCCAGUGGUGGUAGGAGGAGGGCCAACUGUGUGUCAUAAGAGUGUGAGCAGUAUGGACUUGUCCAUGGAGAGGGGAGGAGAGGAGGAGGAGGAAAUUCAAAGACACGACUUCCUGUCCCUCAAAAGGAGGAAGAGUAGUAUGUCCUUUAGCCAGCUGACACCUGACAUCCUCCCUGGUUCUCAGUCAAGACGGACAUCCUCCACCUCUCCAUCCACCGUAAAACUCUACCCUCCUGUCCACCCCUCUUAUGUCAAGACCACCACCAGGCAGCUCACCUCCCCAAUUGGUUCUCCAAUUACCAGCCCAAAUGUGCCCAGGAAAACAGAUGCUGCCAGUGGUUCAGUGGAGUCCAGCAGGGCCCUGCAGUUUAGGAGGCACAAGCAGAGGUCUUGCUCGAUCGGUGGGCCUCUUGGUGUGUCUACAGACUGGUUGACGGAGUUGAAUGAGCUUAGAGCAAGACAGGCCAGUGGGGCUAGAUACUCAGAGCCAGAGAGUCAAGAGAAAAGUUACCAAAGUGGGACUUACUGGACACUGGGCUCCAGGAGAGGAAAACAUGGACGUAAGAGCUCCUCAUCCACAAUACCCUAUCUAGAUGUCUUCUCUGGUGAGUCACAUGUCACAUAUGCACCUGUUUGUGAACGUUAAGAUGAAUCCGCCCGAGAUAAUGAGUUAUUUAUUGUUUCCUAGUAUUAUAGGCUAACAUAGCAUUAGUCCUGAAUGGCAUUGUGUAGCCAGUACAAGUCGAUCAUUGUAACUGCAUAAACUCAUUUAUUUGAGGGUAAGAAAAGCUCACAGCCCCACAAUAAAGCCCAAAUUAUUUACAUUUGUUCAUGAGUGUGCAGCGUAUGGUUCAGAUAUAGAUGCAAGACUUUGUGAUGCAACAUUUUCCAAGGCAAGAAAUCUAAAGGAACAAAACAACCAAAUCUCUCCUCUUUCCCGACACCCUGAGUCUCUGUGAAUGUCAGCUAUAAGCUAAUUAGGACCCACCAAAGAGUUGGAAAAAGUUCCAAAUACUUGGUAGUUAAAUCAUUAAACACCAGAGUUAUUCUCAAAAGCAAACACUGCAUCAUUUUCUGGUAAGUGCACUGGUGAAGGCCUAUUUUUAGCCACCACUUGUGUGGUAAAAUGUGUAAAAUAUUCAUAAUCUCCCGAGUUAAGAAGAUUCAUAAACUUUUGAGAACUUUGGAACUCCAGGGCAUGCCUUGGUGGGUUCAAGACAGACUUGUUAUUAAUUUUUCAAGAAUUACUCAUCAUAUACCAGAAAUUAUCUUUCAUUUAAUCAACUCUGCUCUCAAAAAGCCACCAUCUCUUUUUCAGGCAACAAAGCGUACUUCUUUUAACCACUUAAUUGUUUUCACCAUUUACUACUCUUGCAGUGAGAAAUCCCCAAUGGGCUGGGUUUUACCCCUAUUAGCUUGGCUCUUAGCCAGUCCUCAUUUGAGAUUAAAUUGUUAUGCAAUAAUGGUGUGAAAUCAUUAUGGUAAUUGCUAAGCAAUUUAAUUUCUAAUGACUUACAAAUUAUGACAUUAUACAAAUCGCAACAGCUUGAAUACGAAAGUCAUGAUUCAAAGCUCAUGAAAACUAUGAUGAAACAGUGGGGGUUCUUUAUCGAUGAGUGUUUCCAAAACAAAAGGGUCUUUCUAAAAUACAAUGACACUUUGUUCUCCUGUCUGUUGUGGUGCCUUUCAAGAGCUCAGCUGCUCUGUACUGUCUGAGCCCGUGCCCAUAAAUCAGAGGGCGAAUGACAACACUGCCACCCACCCAAGGCGAUGCCAUCCUCCGAUUCCACCGUCUUAGACACUAAAAAGCACGUGCACACACAUUCACACACACAGUGCACAUUUUUUGAUGCUGAACCAAAAUGACACUUAAUCCUCAUGACAGAAAUAAGUCAUGAUAUAAAAUCCAUUCAUAUUUCGUCAGGUAAAUUUACUGGAGCCGAAAAAUAGAGGUAAAAUGAACCUUAAAUUCCCUGAUCCAACAACAUCUGACCUGUGUGACAUUUCAAACUGGGAGGCACAGUCUUCACUGAUCAGCUCAUGUGUUUUAAAGGUUAUACCUGAGGAUGUGGGAGACAGAGGAGAAAGUUGUAAGAUGCAUAAAAAAAGGCAGAGAUACAAAAUCACAUUAAACUGGUAAUACCACAGUCACUGACUUUGGUUACGUAAAUUAUAUGAAUUUCUGGAUUUAAGAGCAAUUCAGAGUAAUCUAACUCUUAAAGACUGGACUUGUUUCAGUGUAUUACAUCACACAAUUUGCUAAUCACAAUCAUUUUUCUUCCCCCAGUACUCUAAUCAUCGUCCACAGGACCAUGAGUCAUAGGACUUAGCUCAUUCAUUCACUGUUUACUCCAAAGUCACAUGUUUUUUUUUUUCCAAAAACAACAGCCCAGUCUGAAUGGAUGUGUAGUGGUUUGACUUUCUCAGUAUCAGAGCUGUGUUUUCACAGAAGACCAACAUCCUGUGAUGUCACAUAGUCAAUAUUUUUUCCAGCCUCUAAUGAUUUCUCUGCUCCUGCCAGCAGGGAAGAAAUGAGGCUCUUCCAAAUCUUUGAUCCAGAUUGGCUCAGGGGUUUUGAGAUUAUGAUCAGUCUGUCUAAUAAAAAUGACUUUUCUACUCCUGUUCGAUUAAAAAAAGGUGCUUUUUACAAAAUUUUCAGGGUUUUCGGUAUAUUUUAUUAAGAUGCAACCAGCAAAAAAUAACUUUAAAACAGUAGUUCAAUGUUCUUGUCCAUUGUAUGUUAAAUUUAGCCAUUAAGUUUUUGAUCAUUCUUUGCACUGCAAAAUUAACACCAUCACUUUUCCCCCCGCAUCAAGUAAACGGUGUAAAGAUAGCUUGCAUGUGGAGGUGUUUCAUUAUCACAUCUGAAACUGAGACUUCUAGAAGUGUUUGGUGCUGAUAACACAAGGUAUCUACUUCAUCACUUGAGCUUAUGUUCCCCAAAAAUAAGCACAAAAACAAGCAUUUACUUCUCCAGACAUCCCUCUCCAGCAUCAGAAAUGGUGCUCUGUGUUCUCGCAUUCUUCCACUCCACUUCUCUUUUAUUCCCAGGUCACACUCUGUUAGACCGGCUGUGUGCACAUCAUGGAGAUGGCUCUGCAGAAGAGGAAGCAAAGGAAAUGUGUCACCGAAUGUUGGUCCAGGGUCUGCUGCACCCCUUCAGUGACGGCACCACAGAGCUCCAUGGUGACAGCACUAUCUCAGCGGUCUUUAAUGUAAGAUCUUUGUCCUAACUGUCAUCACUGCUUGUCUAAAGAAAGGUUAGAUGCGAUGAGCAGCUUCACAUCAUCAAAACUGGGACUAACCUCGCUGAGGUUUUUGUCACAGUACAGCUAUAUUGUAAGAGCAGGGUGGUGACAUUUCAAAGCAGCAUUGAUUUUUACGCUACUGAGGAGGAUCUAUUGUAGCGUAGGAACAGAAAGGUCAAAAUUUUACACUUCAAAAGGCAAUAACUGCAGCAGACCUGCUCCAGUUCUGCAUGAACUUACCAGGUUGUGGUGAAUCUUGUUACUGAUUGUACCGAAGGCUGCAGGUCAAAAGGAUUCCUGUCCUCAUCUCAAUUUCAUUGCAAUUUAUUCCCGAUGAUAGUGUAACAUGGGCUGAGGUGCAAAGGGAGGACGUGCUUAUCGGGUGAUAACCUCUAAGAAUUAACACAGAGUGAUUUGCAGUCAUCAGCUCCAUGCAUUGCUUAUCCAAUCUCUAUUUCCAUACUCACCUCUGUAUUACUGUGAUUCAACCCAGAGACCUUUAAUUAUCCGGAGAGCAGUUGUGCAUGUAGACAGGCUGACCAUGUGAAAGUUGAUUUCAUGAAUCUUUAAUUCUUUAUCCCUCUAAUGCUGUGCUCAGACCUAAUCUCAUAUGCAUCACAUUCCUCUGCACAGUUUCAUCAUGGCCGCUGUCAGAGCCAUUUCUAUCAAAUACCCCCAUGGCUGAGAAAUACAUGCACAAAUAAUGUUGUCUAAUAUAUGAUCAAAGGUUCCUUCAAUUCAGCUCAUAGCUGUGUCCAUCUGCCAGAGCUGCUUUAGCUGUGUGGGUUCAGUAUACCCCAACUCAAACUUCUUUUGAGAUGACACAUUAAGAAGUCCUUUCAUAGUUUUUUGAGCUUUUCACAGUGUUUCCUCACGCUUAUAUUAUUUUAGAUUUCCAGCUUUCAGCAUUACCUGUCAACAAAUUUUUAUUUUUGUAUUUGUUAUGUUUGCACACUUGAAUUUGUGUUUAGCUCAAAGCUUUGCUAGGUCUCAAGUCAGGCCGAAAUAGCCCCUACCUAAGUUGCAGAAAUAUAUCCAGGGGUCCAUUUAACCCUGUUUAAAAUCCUAAUUUGACAUACUACGACCUUUGGGAUUAUAUCUUAGUGAUGUUUUCUAUUAUUGGCAAAUAAUGUUUUUUUUUUUUUUUUUUUUUUCGUUGUAAAGAUUAUGAUUUUUUUCAUUUGCAGCUUGUAACCUUCUUCCUUUUUCUCUUUGCAAAUUUAGCUGUAAAGAGAGCAUGUUCCUAAAUCUUAUAAUAUUAGUGAACGAAGAAACUGAGGGAAAUUAGGACCCUUGGGAUUCUAGGGUAACCUGCUGGCAUCCUAUCCUAUUUUGUUGGUUUAAUGCUAAAGAGGGAAAACAGAUUACUGUUGACUGCUUAGUGCACCUCCCCCAGAUAUGAACAUACAUGACAUUACUGUGCAUGCUUUUGAACAUGAAGGCACAGUAUUCAAAGCUAAAUGCCAACAGCAACAAAACACAGAGAAAGGCGUGUGUUACACAUCAGAAAAUGCAUACUGCAUGCAAAUGCGUAUUGUUCACAUGCAUGUAAAGCUCUAAAAAUAUACACCAUUCUGCCUGCAUGGUGUUUAGUCACAAUAGGCAGAGCACUUUGUUUAUAUGUACAAUUCCUCCACAUGUGCACUUAUGUUUACAGAAGGCAAGGCUGAAACACCGUACAUGUUCAAGCAUUUCCUCGCAUGGCUGGAUGAAUUAAGGUCCUUGUGAUACUACAUUUAGUCAAACACACACAUACACAUUUGCACACAUACACACAGAUCUGUGCUUGCGUAGACAAUCUGCUGACCGUGUUAUGUAACAACUCCACGUGCCCUGAGCUUGGGCUGCUCUUCCCCAACAAAAAACUCACCAUGUCAGGAUUGGACUGCGGCCCCCUCCUUCAUUGUUCGAUGUUUUUUGUGUUUGCGUCCCCAGUCUCUGUCUUCCUCACUGAGGAAGCUUGGCCUGGAGUCCUGCAUUAUUGAGCUUGACCAGGAGUAACCUUUGCUGUUGCUAUCUGAGUGCAGAUCUGACUGUUGUUGCUUUAUUUUUCACAGAUUAUAUCCCUUUUUAAACAAAACAGUUAGGUAAAAUUUCUGUUAUUUUUUGUUGACUCUUCUCUUGAAAAAAAUACUGCAUUAUGCCUUUCCUCUCUUUUCUAUCCUCCAUUCUUCCCCUCUCACACUCUAUCACUUUUAUCCUCCACUCUGUAACAUAAAUAUGAAACGUUAUGUGCUCUCAUAGCUCUGUUUUUGAUGGAGUGAAAUGUACAAGUUGUGCAAUUCUUGUUCUGCAUUUACACUGAAAUUAAAUAUCCCAUCAGCCUUAUUCGAGCCAGAAAUUCAGAUCAGCGCACUGUAAGCAGUCCAGGGUUAUUUGAUUUUAAACUUGCCUAAGCAAUACCGCUGGAUAAACAAUACAGACUUGGUUAUUUUCUGACUAGGUUCCACUUUGGCUUUUGGGUUGAGCUGCUUUUUACCCUCAAGUUUAUCCACACUUUAAGCCUGCAGAUAUUGCUACCACUCUGCUCCUUACCCUGGUGGUUGUGAUUAACCUUUAAUCAUGGUGCAUCCCACCAUAUGUACACACUCUUGCCACAUGUAGUGUAGUUGUAGCUACUGUCACUUGUACAAGCUUGUAGUGUUAAGCACAGACAUCUGACCUCGUUUACAGUGUUUGCACUUGCUUGUUUUCUAAACUGUGUGCAGGAGGAUCAGCUGUACACCUGGGCUUCUGUGGGCCUGCCAGUGUCUUCUCACCUAUGGGAACUAUACGGGGGGCGGACUACUGGCAGAGAGCAGAGUUUCAAAUCCACUUUAAAUCAAUCAGCAAAAACACCAGGGGAACUGCACUCUCCGGUUAGUUAAAUUCUUCAUCUUUAAAUGCUUUACAGUAUGUUUGCCCUGUCCACACUCCAUGUGGAGUGUUUAAUUUAUUGCUUACAUGAGAGAGCAUCUUCCUUCUAGUGUCCUUUUACUUAAAAAGACUUCUUCUUACCUUCAAAAGAAAAAAAAUGUGUUUUUUAAACAUUUUUGUGAACCUCUUAUUUUACUUUUGCCCUCACACAGCUAGGAAUAAUCUUUUAUCGAGGGCAAAAACUUCAAGCUAUGUUGAAAGUUCAAAAUACUGCAAUUCAUUCAACGCUGUUAUCUUCACAGAGUCAUAUUGUGUGUUCAAAAUGAUGCUUUCACUUUGCACUGUUAUGCACUAUAAUCACAUCUUUCCGGAAGACUUACAUUCUGAUAGAUAACUAUUAUGCUUUCUGUGUGAAUGUCCUCAGAUCACAAAGACGCCUCUUAACUCUCUGUAGCAGAAGCAUUACGCUGAUUCUCAAAACUAUGCACGCAAUCAUGUGCAGAAAAUACAGUAUGAGUGUUGUAUUCUGAAUCUGAUAACGCUGUUAUUAUAAGAUAAGGUUAAGAGGACUUAGAUGCUGCUCCUCCAACAUAGAUGAGUAUUAUGUGCAUCUUGUUUUUAGGCAAAUGAACAGAGUUGUGAAAACAAUGUCGAAAUAUCACAGACAAUUGUAAACUGGAUUAAGAUUAGGAGAGAUAACAUUAAAGAAGUAGAAAAGGCAUAAAGAGGUAGUUUAAAGAAUGCAUCAUGAGGGUCUUAAAGGAUAAAUAAAGGUUGUGUAUUUGAUUUCUACUCACAAUCUAAAACAGCACGACCUUUGCAGACAGUAAAAAAAAUGUCCUGGAUAAUCUGAAUCAGUUUAAUCCUGAGCUGUAAAUCCUUCUUUGUCCACCAGAGGUCAGGCUUGUGUUGUAAGACCUUUCAGAGUGUAACAGCGCACCUCCCUGUUUUCCAGCAGUUAAUAAAUUUAAAAAGUCCAUACUGGCUGAACAUUCUCCUUUAGAGUCAACGAUGUGACCACAACCAGGGAAUGUAUGCUAGCAGACACACACACCCUCCCCAUGUGAGGCCCGAGGAGACUCGCUGUCUCUGGGGUCAAAUCUCUCAGUAUCCCCUCAUCCCUGCUCUAACCAGACUGGAGCCAGAGGUCUGAUGAAGUCUAGACUUACUGGACUUUCUUGACCCUUCUUUGGCUCACAGCUAUGUCACUAAGCUCCAUCAGUUCUAAUUCCUUCACUGUAUAUAAAGUGUAAUUUAUUCCAUUAUGUCCAGCAAAUUUAAUGUCUUACCUCACAUUUAGAUUACGAGACUGGCCUGACUGCCUGAUUUUAAAAACGUCUUUUUUACAUAGUAAAUGCACAAGCUUGGGUUUGUAUUGAUGCAUGUUAAGUACAUUGCUUUUGCCUUUUGUUGGUGGACAGACUGAAUCCUCCAGGUUGAAAUCCGGUCAGUCGUCCUCCGAGGAUGAGAGCUGUCUUAUCACUCAGCUGGAGAGGACCAUCUAUGACCUGCGGAUUAAGAUUGCUGUGUUGCAGGGCCAGCAGGCCUCUUUGGCAAAGGGCAGCCCGGAUAAUGCAGGAGCCCUGGGCACUGCCAGCCACAAGGCCUCACAGAUAAGAGGAGGAAGCUUGGUGAAGAUGAGCCAGGAGGUUUCUGUGCAGACGUCACCUGUGGAGGAGGGCUUUAAGUUUGACGUGCCUUCAAGCGGAGGAUCAGCGACUAUGUCAUCCUCCACCCCUAAAUCAGCAGAGAGCUUUGUCUGCACGUGCCAGCAGAGGCAGCAGAGCAGCGCUCAUCCACCUCCUCCUCCCUCGAUUUCUUGCGGCGUUCCCCCUCCUCCUCCUCCGCCUCCUCCACCACCUCUAGGAGGGGGUGUCGCUCCUCCUCCUCCACCACCACCCCCUCCCCCUCCUUUACCUGGGCUUGGACCUUGUCCGCCACCUCCUCCCCCUCCUCCUCCUCCACCACCAGGUUUUGGACCCCCACCACCACCUCCGCCUCCUGCACCAGGUUUCGGCCCUCCACCUCCUCCACCGCCUCCACCGUUUGGUAUGGGCCCUCCUCCUCCACCCCCUCCACCUGGAAUGGGCCCCCCUCCUCCGCCCCCACCCCCAGGCUUCGGGCCUCCACCUCCACCAGGACCCAUGCCCUCCCUGAUGGUGCAGGAAGCCGCCCCUGCCAAGGCGGUGAUUGAGCCCCCCAAGCCAAUGAAGCCACUUUACUGGACACGCAUCCAGCUGCAUGCUAAAAAGUAAGCCUACGCUGCUGUAACAGUGAAGAUAGAUACGGAUCAUUUACACACAGGUAUUCUCUGAACAGUAGAGAAUUGAGAGGAAGCUUGUCCACUUUAGAUAUAGAUCAACCACGCACUGUGACGGACGCAGAGAUGCUAACCUUGUGGAAAAUAAAAGUGAUGCAGUCCAGGCAAUGUAGUCAGCAGAGAACAGACUUGAACAGGUUUUCUUGAUUUAAUAAGACUUCAUGAAGUGUGACUCAGUACAUUUCUGGAAAUUUCAAGUUUUAAUUUACGUGAAAGUCAAGGAGCUAAUACUAAAUUCUUUAUGUAAUCUGUAGGCUGGCUGAGUAGUUCAGGGUAUAAAUUGAAUAUUUUCUCUGUACAAAGAUUGACACAAACGUCACAGCAGCAUGAACUUGAAUUUUAUUUUUUACAUUUUAUGACGCAUUCUUGCUGACGUCUUUUCAUCAUAGAUAAUUUCAUUUCUUCUCUCUUUAGACCUGUUGCUUCACUUGUAUGGGAGACAAUUGAGGAACCAACUGUAAACUUCGAUGAAUUUGUGGAGCUGUUCUCCAAAAGUGCUGUUAAGGAGAAGAAAAAGCCCAUUUCAGACACAAUCAGCAAGUCCAAGGCCAAGCAGGUAAAGGAUUGUUUUGUAAGGAUGUGUAUUUGUGUAAGUGUGCCAUUUUCUUUUUAGCUUUAUACAUAUCAGCUUAUAAGUGAACCCCAUUUUUGAUAAAGUAUGUAGUUGCACCUUCUUGGUCAACAGUUCCUCUUCGGGACUUUCUAUGUCCUCACACUCGCUCCUCUAGUACCCUGUUUCUUCCCGUCUCUCUACUCUGAGUUCUUUGAGUGACAGGAGGAACUGCCACAGCCAGACAGUGAUUAUGUGGUGUGAGCUCUGGCUCCCACCCGACUCCUCUGUGACCAUCCAGUGGCACGGAGCCAAAGUCUCGCGUGCGGUGAGGAAACCUCACGACGGUGAUGACUGUUGAGACAGAGGAGGAAAAAAGGGAGGGAGGGAGAAGCCUGGGAGCUGUAUAUCGUGAUGUGGUUCCUCCCAUUGUGCUUUCUGUAUGACUUAGUUUAAUGCUUGCCUCCCCGAUGCCCUUUAUGUCACUCCAUCAAUCUGCAAGUCAAACAUUUGAUCUACAAUUUAAAGCUGCUCCAGUCAGGAUUUUUAUGUUAAUGUUCUAUUUACCCACAUGACGUUUCUAAAUCAUAAAUAACGCUGCAGCAGGGAAAAACAUUUCAACCCCUCUAAUAGAGACCCUGCAGUUGCUGAGAUGAAUUGUUGCUCUCGGGCUGGGCCGCUGUCGGGAAAUAUUCUUAGUUUACGGGGAAAGAUGAAUUGAAAUAUAACAACAAAACAUAAAUCCGUUUGCAAAAAGGUUCCAGUUGAAUAAAAGGUUGAUUUAGCAAUAUUUAAGCUCCUCUACCUUCACCGUAUUAGCGAAAGAAUUAACAUGUAGAAUAUUAAUGAUUAACGUAAAAGCUAUGUUACACCGCUAAUAAGAUCCAGUCAGUUUCUGUGGACGUCCAAAAAAGGUUGAAACUGUGUGCUGUGUUUGUACUUUUAUUUCUUUAGACAUGCAGAUUCAGUGAAGCUCUUUCUAGAAACAUCUGUUUUCACUAUUCUGCAUGCAACCAGUAGUUUAACCAUGAUGAUGGACUCUGUUGAGGUGCGGAUGGACUGUGCGAGAACAUUAGCCUGAGCUAAUGCCGCAGAGACUCUGCUGGUUAUUUGAUGUUGCAAACUGAGAAGUCUUUUAAGCCCCUACAAGAUUUAUUUACUGAACAGUACAGGUUUUCUUUAAAUGCAUGGAUACGAGCAAAUGAGGGGGAAAAGUUGUAAUAUACUGGCUCUGAUAAACUCCUGUUUUUAUCACAGACUCCAGCAGGCUGACUGUAGAUGUAUCAGUGUGCUGAAAGGAGUCCAGUUGAUUUUCCUACCAGACUUUUAUAUGUGGUUUCAGGAGCUUCUGCAGUCAGUCUCUUCUGAGCACUCAGUUUUUAGGACUCCCACACUGGCUUCAUCUUUCGAAAUCAGAGGUUUGCCACUUGAGAGAAACCUGACAGAAACUACCUGUUGCGGUGAACAAAAGUCAACUGCGAAGAGAAACAGUGAAAAAGUUUAGGGAAUUUAACUCACUGAAGAAAGUCUCAGUUUGAGACAUAAAUUUCAUCUGAAUCACUCUUCAGAAAUAACGGUCUUUAAGCACGCUGACACUCUGGGAGUUUUCAGGUGGUUAUUUUAACACCUGAAAGAUGAGAAUAAGGCAAGCUUUUGCACAGCGCAGCACUACACCUGCGAAUUUAGAGGGAUGAUGUAAGGCGAGAAGAGAGGAAACAACCAGAAUGAGUGUCCUCUCUACUCCGAAAGGCUUACAUGAUGUGAUAUCCUGAUUGAUUUACACUCUUUGUCCUCACUGCACAGUAUUGAUGCUCUGAAAUCAAAAGUGAUAUUGAAGACAACAGCCAAUAUCUUCUGCAAAAGAAAAAGAAAAAACACAACCUGUGAGUGGACACAGUUUAGAGCUGACUUUUGACAUUUCCAGCUCACUGAGUAGAUCGAUUCCAUCCCCUACCACUAACAGCAUCCCCUACCACUGUGUGUUUUUAGCUCAACAGACGCAAGCAUCCCCUUCAGAGCCACCACUAGAGAGCAGCUUUGACGUCACUUCUCGGCCUCUGCCGACAUCACUGUGAGAUGUGGAGAAAUACUACCACUGACAGUGGCUGUCAGGUGCUGACCCUGCUGUCUGUGUGUGGACAGGUUUAAAAAAGGAGCCGGCUUACCUUGUGUGGAUGGCCUCUUCGUAUGGGGGUGGGGUGGAGUUAAAGAGUUGCUGUGGUUUAUUUGACACGUUCACUUUGAAACUAUAGAAUUUAGGCUUUUGUUGAACGCCCUUCAGGAUCAACCCAGCAGAGUUUUGACAUGUGCUUGAUUUUAAAAUGCAAAGUGUGAUUUCUUUUCACAUUUUAUGUGCAUGCAUGCAAAUUUCCUGCUUAUAGUGCCUUGAGAUCUUAAGUUUAUAGCCUGUAUGGGUAAAGUUUUUAAUAAGCAGGUUGUACAAGGGCUGAAGUGCAACAACGGACCCUUUUUUCUUUAUUUUAGUGAGCGAUAUUCAUAACUCUCCAUUACUUGAUCAAUUGAUGUGUAUUUGAACUUUACAAAUAAAGCAGAAAACCCCCUAUGUUUCAAUGAGCAACAGCUUGCAGCUCAAAACUUGUGGACUGAUAAAUCAAACCUAAACCUUUGGAUGAUUUAAAACAGAGACUUUUUUAAUAAUAUCCAGAAUAGUUACUCAGCUGUUGCAGAAUAGUUUUAAUCAGCUUAUCCAAUCAAAAUCUUGGCCCUGUGUUAAAAGACAAACCCACUGGAAUUUUGACAAGUUCACACUAGCCAUGUUUACAUGUGCAAAAUUUCUUGAUCCGAUUAAAAAUUUAAGGUAUGAGAUAAUCUGAAUCCACUGUUCAUAUGGGUGCAAAUCAAAUAAUCCGAUCAUGAUGUGCGUAUACAGGCACAAAGCUUCAUUCAGAUUAGAAGCAUAUUGACAUGCACAGAGUUGUCUGAUUUCACUAGAACAACCGCAGAAGAAGAGUUGUAUUUACGCCUGUGCUGUCAACAAACCAACAAACAAGGUAGUGGCUCACUCCAUCCAAUUCAUGAGUUUUCCCCCUGUUGAAUAAUGUCACUAGAUGGCGCCCUAUAUAUAUAUAUAUAUAUAAGAUAGAUCUUAUAUAAGUUGCACUGUGCGUGCAGAUGUGACAUCAUUACGCCGUAUGUACGCCUUGUUAUGUUACCGGAAGAGCAGACACGGCACCUGUGUCUUAUGUUGUUGUGUUUUAUGCCAGAGUAUUAAUAAUGAAACCUCCUGUUCUGGCCUCAAUAAAUAAACCAAGAGCUAAAGAGUGAAGAUCGAGUCAGGUAACAGAGUCACGAUCGGAAUAAGUGUUUACAUGGACGCGUUUCGGAAUAACGAUCAGCAUACACCACUCCUCUCGAUCGAAAUACAAUUUCUUUCCGAUUGAGCCGAAUUGGAUCAAAAUCUUCUGAUCGACAUGUUUACAUGGUACAUUUUUAUUCAGAUCGGGCAUUUAUUCCAAUUAUCUGUUGCCCAGGUAAACACAGCUAAUAUUUGUUGAACUUUUUUUUGAAUGGCAGGUUCUAUGAUGUUCUGGGAGAAGGAUAUCAUUACCACUGAGUUAGUGUGGAGCUGUAGGCUACAAUUUCAGAUAAGCAUAUUCAUAAGCAGUUGUAAUAACCAAGAUACAUAAAUCAUGACCACUAGUAGGUGAAGUGAAUGGCACUGAUUUCUCCUCUCAGUGGCACCUGUCAGUGGGUGGGGUACACUGGUAGCUAGUGAACAUUUUAUCCUUAAAGCUCAUGUGCUGGAAGCAAUGGCAAUGGAUGAGAGUAAGGAUGUAAGCGACCUUGAUGAAGACCACAUUGUGAUGGCUGGACAAGAAGGUCAGAGCGAUGCCAAAAUUGCAGCCUUUGUGAGGUGUUCUCUGUCUGCAGUGGUGAAAAAAGUGGUGAACAAGUGACAGAGUCAUGCAUGGCCAAGGCACACUGAUGUGUGUGAGGAGCAAAGACCUGCAAGUGUGAUUUGAUCUAGUAGAAGAGCCCCAGGAGCUCAGAUCUCUGAAAAAGGUGAUGCUGCCUCAGAUGAAAAAGUAUCACAGUUUGUUGAGUGUGCCGCAAUACUUGCAGCACUCUUUUCUUUUUAUUUCGUAAGGCUGGGGUUGUUUUGUUCUGAUAUGACAGAGGGAGGCCUGUAUAACAUUAGGCGGCUGAAGUUAUGGCUGGUUGGUGUGACCAUGAGUGAGCAGACAUCAUUACAUUAAGCUGAAAAAAACAUGAAGAUUCUCAGACAAUUUCUGUCGUUGGCUGACAUUUUUUUGUAAUGACAAUGAGAGAUAAUGAUAUCUCUGGAGGUUGUUGGUCAAACUAGAAACCAAAGACGCAUUAUGUGAAUCAUUUGUGUCAGUGUGGUUUGAAUUGACCAAGUUGUGACUCAACAGGAAGUGUCAUUUCAGACAAAAAAUGUAUAAAAACAGUUAUUUAAAAUGACCCUGUGAGCUGAGACACCCACUGCUUCAGCCCCAAUAGCAGACUAUUGUAAUGAGGCGGUCAUAUUUCUAGCUAUAUGUCAAUUCUGGGAUGCUGAGGUUAAAACUACCACCUGUCCUUCAAACCCAUGUACUGGGUUUCAGUGCUAAAUGAACACUCUUGUCCACAAGUUCCCCACAGAUUCAACCAUGAUUAUCUUCGGUUUUGCAGCGGGGUGUACUAACAGACAUAGCGAGGCUGCUAUAGCUGUGUACGUACGAUAAAAAUGGAAAGAAGGCAGAGGUGAACCACAGCCAUACAAAGGAAGAAUUACCAGCUGUUUUUAUUGACAUACUGGUUCCUAUGUUUACUGGUUUCUAUAAUAGUUGUUGUGUUUAACCUUAUCAUCUUCUUCAGUUACAAUAUUUGUCACUCAUCACAAACAGCAACUAACCACGAUUUUCAAGUCUCAUCUCAUAUCCAUGGCAGCAAAUAUGAUAAAGUGAGCAGUGCAUCAGGAGCCUGCAUGACAGAUCUUGUGACUGAGGCAGAUGACAACCUAAUGCUGUUAACUAAUCACAAGAACAGCUGGAUUAUGGAAACCAGCCAGUGUGGGAACCACCAGGGCUAUACCACCAACAAGUCUUUGCAAGUUGUUUGCAUUUACAUGUGUUUGCUGGUGCACUUGAGGACAGUUCAUUUGGCAAAGUCCCCGACAGUUUUGUGUGGUGGGCUAACUCUAAUUAACUCUACCUUCUGUUGCUUUUAAAGCUCCAAAAUACUCCUAAAAAGUAGUAAUUAGGUGAAAUGUAGGGAAGCCUGAUGUAAGACUUUUAUUCCUACAGCAAUAAAGAAUUGAAAUACAUAGACACUCCUUUUUUUACUUUGCUUUAAACAUGCACUACUUUAUGGAGCUUGUAGUGUGAUUUUAUGAGACUGAUGAUGUAACCCUAAUCCUAAUGAACACUUGCACAUAAACCAGCAUGAUAAGACCCAUCUGCUAUAACAGAAAGCCUGCUUGAAAAACAACAUUUGAUGUAUUUAAUUUUCUAGUCUGAUCCAUGUUCAAUCUGUUGAAAGAGAGGGGGGUUGGCUUAACAAGCUAUACUGCUGCCAGACACCAGGGGGAGCUGUGAAUGCUUUGGCUUCACUUCAGGGGAGCUGUUGUGUUUGUCCAUUGGUUUUUAAAGUCUUCGGCUCAUAGAAGUCAGACCUGAAGUAAGAAAUGGAUCAAAAGAUGAACAUGUUAUUAACUUUGAGGAUUUGUUUUAAGCAAAGCACAGACACAUGGAUCCCAUAUGGUUGUUAAAAGAUGAUUCAGAAGAUUUCUUAUUUUGUUUUUUUUUUCUUGACAGGGUUAUUCUUGUAAAUGAUUCUAAUUAUACGGUGUUGUUUUUGCAUCCAGAUGUAUUUUAUUAGAAAAUAAUACUAAAGAUACUCAGCAAGGAAGAGUUAUUUAAGAGACAUGUCAAACCAGCCGAAGUGAUCCUCUGUCAUCGCAGGCUGUGUGGUAAACUAACCAACCAUGUUUCACAUAAUUAAAACCUCUUUUUGCAUAUUUGUUGUUAGGAUGAGUUUCUUUAGCCGGUCAUAUCAGCCUUUAGAGUGUUGGAGCUGUGUCACUCAAAUACCUCAGGUACUUUGGUGUUUGAUUGCUGGAGCCGGGGGCCUCCGACAACCAUCCUUGACCGUAGAACCCUGUCCACAUUUUUUCACAUCACGUAGGUCCCCAAAAUAUGUUCUGCCAUGGUAUCCUUACAUUUGUACUGUUAGGUCAGCUAAUAAAAUAUGAAUAAUGACUUUUUUUUUCAAUAUCAAUGAACAGGUAGCGACACUAGCUACCUUAGACUUGCUGAGGAGGCUUUUCACUGUCAUAAACACCUUGUCCUUUAAAACUCUGUUUAAGAAGGGAAAACUGAGACAUUUGGCUCUGUAUAAUUUCCUGUGUGUAUGAGGGGGUCUGUGGUCUGUGUGAUCUGGUUUAGAUGGAAGUGUUUCACGUCCUGUUCUUUCACUAUUUCGGUACUUUGUGCACACUUGUGCUUACACAGGCAAGCUGUGGUUCUUAACAGCUCCCUUGGAUGGGCUUUUUCAUGCAUAAUAAAAACACUGUCUUAAUUUACAAAUCUUGGCCCUUUGUCAAGUGGAUGCUAAUGUUAUCCAGCUAAUGUUUGUUAUUCCUGCUCAUUUUUGAGCUCUUUUGUACUCUGCAAACAUUGGUUUUGCCUGAAAGUGUAUUUGUUUAACAAGCUUAAGACUUGAAUUCACGUUUAAGUACUCCACUUCACUGAAAAAAGGAUCUUUCAAACUUCUUUUUGCUCUCCUCAAAGAUGAUGGAUGUGGAGAAAUUGAGGAAAAGGAGAAAUAAUUAAUCAUCAUAAUUCAGCAAGACAUCAUUUAAAUUUCCUAAUGUCUGCGGUUGAAUGGUCUUUGGUUUCCUUCCACAGAAAAUGACAGACAAAGGGGAGCGAUGUUUCUGUUUUGUGUUUCCACUCUUUUAUUAAGUGUGUUGUCUGGAUGUGUGUUUGUUUGCGUGUCAUUGUAUAAGAAGUAUUAAUAACAUCUGUUUUCUGUGGCCUUGUAUAACCCUGCUGCUCAUGUCUCUGUUUCUUAUCUUUCAGGUGGUGAAGCUCUUGAACAAUAAGCGCUCACAGGCAGUGGGAAUUCUCAUGUCCAGCAUUCACCUGGAUAUGAAAGACAUUCACAAUGGUAAAUGUUACUUUAUCAUCAUAUAUCCACUGUUCACUCACAUAUAGCUUUUUUCUAGAGAUAUCUUGACAUAAGGUUUUUGUAAAAUCCAGGAUAGCUGAAACUGUAACAUGUGUUUGGACCUUUCUGAAUGUGUUAUGAUGUUUUUAAAAACUUUUCUUCUUUCUACUGUAAUGCCUAAAACACAAACAGUUUAAUACUUUCCUAUUCUUUAAGUUUACUUCUGUUACAGAAAAUAGCCAACCUCUAUUCCCAGUUAAAUAUAGAAAUACAAAUACAAAUAUAAAAAUAAAGUGAUGUAUUGGUGACUCUUACUUGCCCACAUUGGCUUUGCUUUAGAUUGGCUAUCCUGUCCCCUACUUUGAUCCGAAGAUGUUAAGAGAAAGAAUCUGACCAACUUCAGCCACUCACUUAUCUUUCUCUAUUACCUAUCUUGACCUUUCUAUUACCUUCAUCUACAUUUAGAUUUAUAUUGUUCCUCUGAUAGCUCAUUUGCAGCUUUACAUGAUUUACAGUUCAAUAAAUUCUGAUAUAUCUCUAAAUCUUUACGUCUGUAUAGCACUGCCAUCCAACAUUUACCUUAACACCUCUUUAAAAUUGGCUUCUCUGCAUUACAGCUGAAACUAUUUUCUCAUGCUGAUACUAUGAUUUUGCCGUGAAAACAUCUGUGUCACACCAGUGCCUUAUAGAGCUGCUAGCAUGACUGCUAACUUUUUCAGGAGCCCAAAAAACAUACUUUGUUUUACACUUUUACGUUUUUCCUGAAAAAAUAUGUUGUGAAGGUAAUAUAAAACCAAGAAAGAAAAUGUGAAAAGCCUACUAAAAACACUUCAGUACUAAAAUCAACUAGUGGUUAACCGUUUGCUGUAUGUUUAAGUAAGCCAGCUAACUUCAGAGCACGCCUCCUACAUUUCCCAGAAAUUAGAGACCUGUUCAAAAGUGAACAAAGGGGCUCUGUGAGUUCUUAUCAAAGCAUUAAGUGUGAUUACACCAAAAACUGACAUCAACCACAACCUGAAACAACCGAAACUUGAAAUAACAAUAGCAUUGACACACUUUUUUAAGGUUCAUCAAUAUCCACUGAUUCAUAGUCUGCUAAUGUUUGAGUAAGACGGCUCGAGGAAUUCACCCAAGCUCAAACCUUCCUCUUGUAAUUAUCAUAAGUUCAUCUAUGGCAUCUAUUUUCUUUCCUUUGUUACACUCUUCUGUUUUCCUCGGCUUUCAUUAUGAAUAAUCCCCCACAUCAUGUUCCUCCGCCUCUCUUGGUCUUUCUCUGAUGAGUUGUCACCAUCUUGUCCAAACGGCUUUGUUAAAGUGAAGUCAUUCAGGAGACGAUGAUGGGAGCCGACUGUUUUCCUGUUUGAGUUACUCUCUGAUUGCUUUCCAGUCUUCGCUCAUCCAUGUGUCUAAACACUCGUCCUCAUGUCCCUGCUCUAUUUAGGCCUCCGACAGAAGAGCCUUUUAUUACAGCUUCAAAUCUUUAUCGGGAUGCUCCUGGCAGUUUGGUAGCCCACUAUAAAUCAUUUUGUAGAGCAGAAGUUAAGGCUGGUACAUUAUCUACACUUUUCAGUACAGUGACUCACUCUCUGCUGAUGUUUUGUGUCAUAUUUGCAGUGUCUUUUAUGUGAAUAUUCGUUCUCUUUUUCAAGUUUUUAGGUCAGUCUUGAGUGUAUUCAUCUCAGGACAGAGCAGGAGGGCAAGAAAAGGCCACUCUCAUCAGUGCUGUCAUUCGUCUCCUAUGUUAGGACAGUUUUUACCAUCAAGUCUAAUUAGUGUUGAUUGGAAACUUCAGUAUAUCAUGGAGGGUGAGAUCACAGAGAAGAUAUCUUAAUGGUUUGGUGAAGUACUUCUGCUUAAGUGUGAGCUUGUUAUUCACAAAAACAGCACUGCCCACCCCCUUAGACAAACAAGUCUGACAAGAAGUGUUUUUUAUUUGCUGAGUAAUGCAUUUGAAGUGAAUAAGUGUUAGGCCUUCAUUAUAAAAGCUGUAAAACGAUCUUUAUACCACAUAAAAUAGAAGACCUAGAAGACUAUGUAUUAGCAUUUCCAUUGUUUUUCAAUCUCUAAAAUGAUCUCAUACAUCCUUGCGCUAUAAUACGUUUACAGAUCAUUUUGUUUUUAUAGGGAAAAUUAACUCAUCAAAACUUUUUAAUUAAUUUCUCAAUACAGUGAGUCAUGUUUCAUUUCCUCUUGAAUUCAAGAUGAAGACAAUGACUAUCAAAGGCCUCAUCGCUCGCAUAUCUCUGACUCAAAGAAAAAACAACAUCUGAAUCAUUGAUUUGGAUCGUGUUUGUUGUAUGACGCCCUGAUUGCUCAGUGAGAACACAUUUUUCUUUUCCUCACAGCUGUUAUUGUUUGUUGUCAGACUUGGCCGACACUCUGCGUGUUUCAUAGGACACUUCCGCGCUGCGUCUGCUUCUUGCGAGGCUUUGUCUUCAGUAUAAUAUGGUGGUUGGCGGCGCCAUGCCGGGGUUGAAUGUGGUACUCGGGGUAGACCCAGACAGAUGGGUUUGCCUUUUGGUCAAAAGAGUUCUGUGUCAGAGUGAUGAUACGGUUUUCUCCCAUGUCUUUGUGAAAAAUCCGUCUCCAAUCAAAGCAACCCAGCCAGACUCUGGUUUAGAUAGUAAUGAAAACCAAAUGGUGACAAGAGGAGAGUGAGAGAAAUAGAGGAGGGGAGCGUCUAAGAGAGGGAAGUUGUUUUGUGGUGGCUUUAGAAGAGGAGAGAGUGUGAGGAGGUUAGAGAGUGACGGCAAAGAACAAGGGGAAAGGGAGUGAAGAGAUUUAAAAGGCUGAAGGAUUACAUAAAGGCAGAUAUUCAGGCAAAAAACUUGAGACAGAAUUUACUGGAAGAGGACAAAAGUCACAUGAGACUUUGUUCCUAUAAGCUUGUAUCGUCAUUCAUUUUCAUGCCUUCUUUCUUCUGCGUGUUGGUGACAGUCUGUAAGAAAUUCACGCCUCAAAGUUCAAGCUUCAUUUGUGAUGUAAAGAGAACAUUGUGUAUUGGACCCAUUACUUCAUGUUUCUUUAUCCCAUAUGACACCAUCCCUCCCCUCUGAACCUCUCCAGCAGAUCAACAGAUCAAAACAAUGUGAGUAAUUUGGCCACUCACAGCCCGGUGAAAACACAUAUAUAGGUGUCGAGUGCCUUACCAAAGCGGUUGUGCAUACAGCAACACCUCAGCCUCAACGUGGCAGACCCCCGGGCUCUGUUUGUCUUUAAACAUUUACUUUCAAAGGAUUAAUGCUCGCGGGCGCCAGGUCCUUGCGCCGAGACAAAAAGGCGACACCAGGAAUUCAAACACAGGAGUUCAAACAGAGAUCUCUGUACCUUUGACAGAUUUCUCAGACCACCAUAUUUAUGUUUUCAGUUUGCGGCCCCCUUUCUUUGCUAUAGUGAUGAGAGCUGAUAUCUACGUAACUCACAGCAGACGGCACAUGACACUCCGCAGAAGAAUUUUGUCCUUGUUUCAUCCCAGAGGAAAGCCAAAAGAACCUGAGAUUGAAGAAGAUUUCAGUGAAUAUAAAUAUUGUUUAACGAAAACUGAGGCCUGUUUGUGCCGGUUUGAUUUCUGAUUUGUUUGACGUUAUUCCUUGAAGGCAGCACAGAAAUGUCAUGACGUGCUUUGCUGCAAACAGUCACAUUAACCAUGUCAUCCUCUGGUUCCAUCCACAGCCGUCCUUAAUAUGGACAACACAGUCGUCGACCUGGAGACUCUGCACGCCCUUUAUGAAAACGUGAGUAGAAAAAAAAAAAAAAAAGCACUUAAGCGGUCUUUGGAAUCGUAGCUAUGUCUUUCUGGUUACAGCAGUAAUAAACAUUUUUAAACCUUGCAAAUUUUUGACUUUGAAGACGGUAUUUUUAUGGCUCAUGUGGACAGUGGUUUCAGCAAAGUCAAUAAAACAGCGAAAAGACAAUAUCUCCAAACUGAAAUCCAUUUCUGCAAUUUCCUGCCAGUGCAGAAUCGUAAAAAUACACAGUGUUGAGCAACAAACCCAGGAUAAUUAUACAAAGUAACACCAGUGACAGCUCAGGCUGAUCUCGACUGCAAUAUUCACUCUGGGAAAACCUUUUUUUUUUUCUUCUCCUUCUGUGGUUUUCAGCUGAAGUAUUAUUUUGGAACAGUCUCCUUGUGACAAAUAGGAUGAUUUAUGGUUACACUAUUCAUGCCAUAUAUGAAUAACAGGCAAUCAUUUUAUUACAAAAUGAAACCUAAGAGGACUCAACAAGUCUUGAUAUCAACAGAAUGGUGAAAAAAUCUCUCAUCAACUGUUAGUGAUGUUUUAUUUGGCACUUCCCUGACGGUAAACCACAAAACACCAAGUGCUAUCCAUCAAAAGGAGCCUUUUGAAGAUUAUGAGGGUCUGAACGUAUGUAUACAGUGUAGGUGGGAGGGAGAAAAACACUUUUAAUUAAAUUUGUGUGUUGAUUAUACAAAGCGACAUGGUUUUUAAGCUGUCAGUCAGAAAUGUUACCUCACUGUGUACAUAUUUCCCUUAUGUGGAGUUCUUAAUUCACGUUCCACUUGAAAGAUUGAACUCAAGGAAGUGUGCGUUAGACACCAAAACAAACAGGCCCGCCACAAACCCUACUGGUAUGUGUGCUGUUUGGCGACAGAAUCGGCCUUGUGUAGGUCUGUCUGCUGAAACUUUUUCAUGUAGUAAACAUGUUUUCCUUGAGAAUGCGAUGGGAAUAAUAGGGAAAGUGUAGUGUUUGUGUCGUGCAGCUCUUCUUCAAGGUCCUCAUGUGGUUUUAAAAGAGAAAGAAAGAAAGAAAGAAAGAGUACGUGGAGCUUUUGUCGGGUGAAAUGACCACAUUGUGUUGUAUAAUACUUGCAUAAAUAGAGUUAUGGAGCUGUCAUCGCUUCUUUCCAAUAUGUCUCUCCAUUUUUGGCUCUGAAGGGCUCCUUGUAUACGAUAAAUACAUAUUCAUCAACCUUCACUGAUAGGAAGUCUUUCCCCUGCCCGGUGGAAACAGUUCAGUCUACGUUCGAAGUCAGGUCAGUAAAUAAUGGAACAUGAAAAACGGGCAUGUUUUCCACAUUUCACCAAGAAUACAGUUUUAAGAUGCUGUGAAAUUCCUGCGAAUUGCUUUUUGGCACAACUACACAGGAGAGGCCUGGUCCUUUGGCUGCCAGAGGCAUAUUAAUAAUGUUGAUCAUGGGAAUGAGACGGAGGCUCGAGACAAGCUGCAGUUAUGAACCAAUGUGUCAUAACUGAGGAUCAAAAGUCUUCUAACCUCCCCGCUCACCCGGGACUUCAAGCCCUCUCUCUCCCUCUCUCUCUCUCUCUUUCUCCCUCCCUCUCUCUCUCUCUCUUUCCCUUUCUCUCUCUCUCUCUCUCUCCUUCUCCCCCUGAUGGCCCGAGGCUGUGUUAUUGAGUCGAGGAGCCAAAUUGUUUCUCUUUUGUAUUGCGAGACUCCAUCCUGUCUGUGGGUCUCCAGCCCCCUAAACCACAGUUGGCAGCACAGUCAGCCUGUCUUGAGGAAUGCAAGGGGCUUCUAAUGGUUACACCCUCGCUCACUGCGCUAGGAACCAGAUCACACACUGCUCUCCCUCACUCUCUUUUCUGUCUCACACACACACACACACAAACAUGCUCACAAACAAACAAUUUGACCCACACAAACGUGCACACACUGUGCUGCUGCUGCUGCUGCACACUCGCACACAGAAACACACACACAGGCAAAGGGACAGAGUCGCUCAGUCUAUGAGCUCGCGGAUUAUAGCCACUCCUGGUCUUUGAACAAUAAGCCUCCGCCAUUUAAGGGGUCACAGUGAUAGUGGGACACCACUCCCUCCCCUCUAAUAUCACAAGCUAUAAUCUGGGCCCAGACUGGAUGUCUGAAGUUCAGACUCCUUUCAGCUGACAGUAGCUAAAUGUCACAGAGGUCAGUCGAAGCCAAAGUCCCUCCUCCAAACUACAAAUAAUCACCUCAUACUUCUUUUUUUUUUGUCCACUGCAUGGCCUGGUGAUUCAUAAACAUAUCUGACAUGUUUAUUACAUGAUGCAAUAUGUCAUUUGGACACCAUCCUUUGGCAGCUUAAUGUACAAAUAAUCUCAUAAAUGUUGUUCCAUUGAAAAUUGAGUGACAUAAAUAGUGAUUGAGCCCUGGCUGGCUCUGUUUAGGCCUGUGUUAGAAACCUGACUAAUGAAUACCACUUGGCUACCACUCGAAUUCUGGCAUCCCAAAUAUCAUCCCACUUUUUCCCCUUUGCAUUUGAUAUUCCACAUGGGACUGCAUUUCUCAUGCUAACAACCACUGCAACAUGCCCUAGCAAUUCAAAGAUCACACGCUAAUGCCUACUUGUCCCCAAUUACACCAAACACUGCUGGGCUCAGCUGCUGCCCUUUGAAAAGGAUCUGCUUUGUAUUAAAUAUAUUUACACUUGAAAACAUCUCGAGAGAAGGCGAAGGAGAGCUUGCCCUCGUCGACAGAAGGCAGCGGUGUGUAGAAUACUAAUCGGGCCCUCAGUGCGUUUGAUGCCGGUGUUUGAAGUUUUCCAAGGAUCCAUGCCGAGGUUGAACUCCAGAGAGAAGGAUGGAGAGAAACAGAAGGAGAGACCAGACGGCUGAGACUCUUUGGGGGUCUGCAGGCUGAGAGAGAGUUUACAUUUUCUUCCUGGGGAUGGUUUUAUUGUUUGGCCCAUCUGCGUCAGACACAUUAACAUCUAUUGUCUUUGCCUCUUGUGAAAUGAAGGGGCAUAUCUAGCCUGUUGUUUUUUUCUACCACCUUGUAUAAAACUGUGGUCCAGAGCCUGACAGCAGGAUAACAGUCAGGAAUGUAGUCUGGCUGGGGGCAGCGCUUUAGCAUUUCUGAAAUGUAUACUGUGGAGAUUGACAUACGGUUGAGUUAUAGCAAAAAAAAAAAAGGUGGUUUGAGAAUACUUUCUCAGUUUUUGAAGCUCAAGUUCGCCAGACAGGAAGACAAUUGAUGACAAAAUCAGUCUCCUCAGAGAUGUCUUUAGUAGUUUUUUUUAUCCUAUACUGCUAUCAACAUCAGCAUAAAUUUAAGGUAAGCAGAGCAGAUAGCCAAUCUUACAGAUACUGCAUAGAAAUGCUAAAUCUGUUGGUGCAGGACUCCACAGGGGCAUCAGAGGAGCUCUGGCUUCAAUUGAGUCUGAGCAGUGUUGUGCUGUCAUCUCAGCAUGCUUUGGCUGUUCACAGUGAAACAGUCUGUGUGGAAAUAAAAGAGUCAUAACACAAUGCUAUACUGUAACACACCAGCUAUCAUAACAUUGAUGCUUUUGGACCAAACAACAUUUUGAAGAGGAACUAUUUUCCGGAGAGUCCCCUGAUAAUUACACAGCAUUAGACUUUUUCUCUAUAUGCAUUCACAUCACCAUGAUAAUGAGACCAAUAGAAACCUCUGAGUUGUGUUCAGCAUGGCAGAUAACCUGCUAGCUUUUAUCAGAUCCACUUUGCUGUGGUCUUUUACAUUCUGUAGUCUUGUCUGAGUUCUUACAACACUCCCUCUCCUUGUAGUUGGUACCCAGUGAAGCUAACUCUCAGGAAAUACUUUCAAAGAUUUUAAAAAAGCCUUGCCAAGCCAAAAUCACAUUGUAAUUGAAUCUUCUCCUUUACAUAAACACUCAAAAGCCUGGACUUCAUUGUUGGUUUAUUUGUUGUUCUUUUUUUCUAUUAUGAACAAUUUUAAGAGCUUUUGCCAACCUAUUAUUUUCUGAUUUUUGCUAAUGUUUUCAGUGUGAUUUAAAAAUAGUGGUUAUGUUCAACCAAUCAACAAACAGUCACUUAUGGACCAAUCACUGUGCACUUAAGUUAUUCAAAGUACCUACUCUGGAGCAGGAACUAAAAAAAUUCACUUUAUUGGGUUCUAGGAACUAAAACAGCCCAUAGUUUAUCUGGUGUGGAAACAAUUAGAAAAGGGAGGGAUCCUGCAGUUUCCAGAACCAUGAAAAAGUUCCUACAGCUUGACCUUAAAUCAUGUCUACGAACAGACACCUGCAUACAAGUGGAGUUGAUAAUCUCCUCAUUUUUGCCAUUUCUCAACACAACUGCACCAACACUAGUUAGACUGUAAACAAUGGCACACACAAAGAGCAAGUCUUUACCAGAAGUCCCUUAUGUCUGACUGCUUCAUGCAUAGCUUUCAAAAGUUCACUGUUGCUCCCAAAUGCUUUAUAUGUUAAGGAUAGCUAAUGGAUUAGGAGACUGAUCGAUAGCAGUUAAAAGUGUCACCUUUUAUUUACAUCUUUACUAUCUGUAAUUUGUCAGUUUUUGGUAUAAUCUUAUGACGAAAAGAUGUAAGUAACCCACCAUUUCUUAUGCAUUACUAGCACAUUUAUGAAGCUUUACAGAUCUCAAUAUCCUUAUAAAUAAGAAUUUAUAGCAGCUUAUAGCAAUGUUUAUGAAGGGUUUUAGGCAGUAAAUAUAAUGCCAAAUGAAGAUUUUAAUACAGCUUGACUCUAAACAUACUUAAAUGCAAAACUAAGAAAAGCAUCUUUUAAAUUCUUGGUUUCGUAACACAUCAUGACCUCUACAACUUUAUCCACUUAUAAAACUUCGUAGGGAACUCAUUUAGUAUAUAAACAAAUCAAGCCCUAAGUACAAUUUUGACUCAAAAAAUCUGUUUCAUUUCAACAAAACAUGGGCCUUUGAACAACUGUCCCCAUUUGUUUGAAAUUUAAAAAGUAGCAUGUCUUCUUUUCACUUUUAUUAAGUGUAUCUAAGACUGUGGGCCCCUGAAAAAGCACCAAAGGCCAUGCUAUACCAUAUUAAGAGUAUUAAUGACACAUUUUUUUCAUAAAGCUUUACAGAUGCAGCCAUAAAGCUUUAUAAAUGUGCUUUUGAUGCAGUAUUUGUGGUCUGUUUAAAGUGUUGCUAUAAAAUUCAUCAUGAUUGUAAACCUCUGCACAGAGUGUUAAUAAGUGAGUCUUAUUGUUUGGACAGAUAAUUAGAAGAUGUGCCGCCCACCUCUGCUUGUCAGUUGCCUCUGAAACAGGAGUCUUUUCAACUGAGCCGACAUCCCACAGGGUUUAAAUACUUAAUAGUAAACCACUGUUUACUGACAUGACAUGAUUAAGAGGUGCACCAGCUUUGCUUGCAUGGCUUCAUAUCCCAAAAUGCUUUGCACAGGAAGGCAGGCUAUUGCAAUGCACAGUAAAUCUGGCAUAGUUUCAGCUGUGUCACUCUGCACAGUCUCCCCUGAAGAGGAGCCAAUGUUCACAUCUCCCUAUCCAAACAUGCACAGUGCAUGAUUUAGCUUUGAGCAAUCUCAGUAUCUGUACAAUAUCUGUAAAAUAUAAAGUUGGUUAUAUUUUCCAAGAAUGAAGCAUUGUUCAGGAAGGAGUUGUGGCAAGUGAUCAGGAGAUGAUGAACAUCCCCUCUAUCCUCUUCCCUCCUGUCAUUGUCCUGUUUUACUUUCUUUCAUGUUUGUUUCAUGGUUUAAGGGUUACACCACAAAUGAAAUAGAUUCUAUAUUCCUUCUCCAAGUUUAUUUACGCUGUUGGUUACCAAGGUUUAUAACGCAGCAAAACAUAUACCUCCAAUACAAGUACAAAAGAAACACAGAGGAAUGUGUUUGAACACCACACUUGUAUGUUUACCACAUCUGGUCGGACACGCACAACUCUAGUUUAUGCCAAUGUGUUUGGCAUCAGAGCCUUAAUUUCUAACAGUUCCUGAUGUUUCUAUGAUCAAACUAUGCGCAGAUUGUAGUCAAGUCAGCAAUUCUGAUGCUCAGUUUAACUUUUUUUAUGGACAGAGAGCACAACCCGAUGAGAUGGAUGGCAUUAAUAAGCAUAUUCAAGCAUCCAAAGGCAAAGAGGACACCAAGCCUCUGGACAAGCCUGAACAGUAAGCAUUAAACCAAAUAUGUUGUCUGAGAGCUGCUCUUUAAAUAUAUCGAUGUGAUUGACUUUGAUUCUCUGUCAGGUUUUUACUCCAGUUAUCCCAAAUCCCAAACUUCUCUGAGCGAGUGUUCUGCAUCCUGUUCCAGUCAACUUUCCAUGAAUGUAUCACCUCGAUCCUCCGCAAAAUAGAAAUCCUUCAGAGGGUCUGCAAGGUGAGACACUGGCCUUCCUCUUUCUCUGCUCUUGGCCUUCACGUCUACAUUAUUUUGAUUAUGUGCAAUACUCUGUGUUUGUGUGUGUGUGCACCAGACUCUGCAGACUGGUCAGUGUGUGCUGCAGGUGCUUGGUCUGGUGCUGGCUUUUGGCAACUUCAUGAACGGAGGCAAUCGGUCCCGAGGGCAGGCUGACGGCUUCACCUUGGACAUCCUGCCAAAACUGAAGGACGUGAAGAGCAGUGUGAGUCUGUGUGUCACAGAAGUUAAAGUAAACAUUCCUCACUCUAAAACCUCAUUUCACACAUGAACGCCUGACAUUAUCCAGAUAAUUCAAGGUCAUUCAGGACCUGAUAUUUUCAGGCACUCAGACUGAAAAAGAGGAUAGUAUUGGAAAUCGAAGAAGCGUAUUUAUUGCAGUCUGAGGGGUGAAAGAACAUUUAUGAUAUUAUUGCACUUACUAAGGGGGUAAUUUUGCGUUUAAUAUUAAUCUUACAUUGUGUCUCAUUAUUGUCGGUGGUGAUCCCAGGGGGUGUCUUAGGGUAGAAAAAGCAAAGGCUUCUGAUUUGUUUAUCGAGGUGCAGCUUCAACUAAUUCAAUCAGCUUUGCUGCAAAAGGUUUCAGGAAGCUUUUUUGGCACUUUGGUGUUGCAUAUUUUGGUAACACUUUACUUGACACCCACCUUUAUAACACAUCAUAAAUAUAUGUAUAAUGCAUUAUAAUCACGUUAUAGCACUGUUUAACUAUAGUUAUAAACACUUAUAAAAUGAUCAUAAUGCUUUAAAGCAAUAAUCAUAACACAUUAUAAAGCAUGUUAUCAUGACUUACAAGGUCAGGUAUUAUAAUGUGUUAUAACUGUUAACAACUCACUGACAAUGCCCACAUGGAUAAUGCACUAAACAUAUAUUAAUUAUGAGUCAUAAGUUGCUUAUAAACUUUAACUAUCAUUAUAAACACUCAUUAUCACAAGGCUAUAUAACAAUACGUAUAACACAUUAUAAUACCUGAUCUUGUAAGUCAUGAUAAAAUGCUUUAUAAUGUGUUAUGAUUAUUGCUAUAAAGCAUUAUGAUCAUUUAUGAGUGUUUAAAACUAUAGUUAUACAGUGCUAUAACGUGAUUAUAAUGCAUUAUAAGUAUAUUUAUAAUGGGUUAUAGAGAUAAGCGUCAGGUGAAGUGUUACCCAUAUUUUUAUUUGUUGCUCGUUUUGUUGAUUUUUUUUUUCACAACUUCCAAAGACACAUUUACUUCUUGAGUCUUUAAAGAAUGAAACAUGGAAAAAAUAUAUUUAUUUUGAUAUUUUGAAGUUAAAAAAGUAAGAGCAGAGGAACGUGAUAACUGAAUGAUAAGACAGAGCAGCCAAAAUGUGAAAGAUUUCUGUUGUGCCCUGACUAUGGUGAGUUAUAAUCCCAACAGAAAAUAAGUUUCAUCAGAUUGUGCAAAUUUAAAGUGAUGUAGGAAAAUUAUAAAUCCUAAUCAAGAUCUGUUUUAAAAUCUUCCCAUUUGUUAGGGUCCAGAACUGAAAAUUAAGUAAAUUAGAAAGAGGAACAUUCGAAGCAGCCAAGCAUGAGGAUCUUAGCUGUACAGACUUGGGUGAUGUUUUUUUUAAUGUUCUUACUCAAUAUCACAGCGUGCUCAGUGUGCCCCUGGCACAGCCAUAUAAGGACACAGCGGUUUGUGUUUUUGCGGUGGUGGACCGAGUAAGGUAUCCAUAAAGAACAUCAAACUUUCCACCAACUCUGAGUUAUGACAGCCGGCCCAGCUCAGUUAUGUUUUGUUGUUUUGCUCUUCCAAUGUCAAGAUUUAUGCCCAACGUCUGUGACCGCUGUGUCUAUUCUUGUUUGCCUUGCGCAAAUUAAAACGUCCUGCUCGGCCAUGAUUAAAUUAAUAAAUAAAGGGAAUUUGGUUUAUUUAUUUAGACCUCUCUCUUUUCUUUCAGGAUAACUCCCAGAGCCUUUUGUCCUACAUUGUUGCUUACUAUCUAAGGCACUUUGAUGAGGUAUGUUUUGGUCUCUGUUUAUUUGAAUCACUUUUCUGUUUGAGUCUGAUUUGCUUAGAAAUCCUUCCAGAGCUUUCUUUUCAUCUCCUCUCUUGCCAGAGGAUACCAUGGCUUAUCCUUUAUCAAAUUAUUUAUUUUCUCUCUCCUCAUUUUAGACAGGAACAAAUCUCUCUCCUUGCUCUUGCUCUCUUUUAAUUCCCUUUUCUGUCUUUCACUCUUCAUCUCCUGCUCUCGCUCUGCUUUGUUCUGGGUUCAUUCAGACCUGCAGUCUGUUCGUUGGCACAGCAUCCAAAGGAGCGCUAGUGUAAAUAAUUAGGCUCUCCAGAUGAGAUGAACUCAGUAAAGUGCAGCUCGCCAAAAUCAACCUGCAUGACAUGGCUCCAGCAUUCAUAAUGGCCUUGUAGUAACUCUGCAGGAGAGAAAUACAGGGUACUUUCUGCACAGAGCUUAAUGGUCAUUAUCUGCUGCAGUUUCAGCCGUAUCUUCUCUGCAGUGUUUGCACUGCUGAUAAGCACAUGUAGGUCUCUGAAGACAUUUAUUCCAAUCUUGCUUGGUGUGUUUAGUAUAUACUAGAGAGGCCCCUUCCCAUUUGAAGAAGAUUGACUUUGACAUUGCUGUGUGUGCUUUUUGUGCAAUGAUGUGUGUUGUGCUUUACCAGGAUGCUGGCAGAGAAACGUGCGUCUACCCUCUGCCCGAGCCCCACGACCUUUUUCAGGCCUCCCAGAUGAAGUUUGACGACUUUCAAAGAGAUUUGCGCAAACUGAGGAAAGAUCUCAAUGGUGAGUUACCGACCUAUGUUUCCCGGUUAUCCUUAGUCAUCUUAGCAUAUCCAAAACUUACAUACUACCUAGCUACAACUAUGAGGUAGUAACAACCUGGCUAUGCCAUACGUUUACUGUUAAUGUCAUAUCAUGUCUACAGUUUAUCAUAGAAAAUCAUAGAAAUUUAUGUUGCGAUAAAUGAUUUAUAGAUCUAUGCAUAACUUCUUGCGCAAUAAAAAAUAAAUUUUCCAAAUUUGACCAGCCUCAGUCAUGGCUGGAUUGGAGAAGCGGGUCAACAGAGAGAUAUCAUCUGUUUGUCGUACAGACGAGCUAAGCAGAAGCAGAUGUGACUCGUCAGAUGUUGACUCCUGUUGGAACUUGUGUGCCUCUACUGUCCUCAUGAAAUAGAGAUCAAAACAUAAAAGGCAAAGGGUCAGGGUUCUUAUUUUACCUGUGGACAUUUUGAAAGGUUCAUCAGCUUUUCAGUGAGCUAGCAGAGGUUGUCCUUCAGCUUUGAAACACAUCAUUCAGUGAGCUGCAAACCAUCACAAAGCAGUAAAACCUACGGACCCCUGCGUGUUAUUAUGCUGGUUGUGUGUGUAAAAAAUAAAAGGGGGUCUUUUUGUGGGAUCCACGGUUACAUACAGCCUGAUGGACAUUGUUUUUUAUUAUUAUACAAGUGGAAAUUAAAUUAAUUUAAUAUUUUGCCAUUAUUUUUUCUUUUUAGUCAUAAUCUGAUAUAUUUUCACACACGCAGCAUUACCUUUGUUUUAAGACUCACACAGGCUCUUCAGGCAGAUUAGGGGUAUUUUGCACACCCUCAAACACAUAGCUAAGUCGACUGUUGCAAUAUACGCUCAUAGAAAUUCAAGAUGUUUUCUAGAUAUGCGUUUUAGCAAAAUAAUGAGUAAUGUAAUGAAAGUUGCAACCAAUGAGCAUGUGAGGGAAACUGACUUACAUAAAUUAAAUAUAUGAUUUUGGUCUUAGUUUCUUAAAAUAAUUAAUAGUCUUUAAAGUGCCGCACUGAGCAAUUUGCUUACAAGAAAUUAAGUUUUGUUAAUAGCUAUAACCAGCGAGGAUGUUGUAGCAUGAGUGUACAGAUAUUAAAAAAUGUUUUAUGAAAUAAGAGUAUAAAGAAAAAAAAGUUUUUUGUAAACCUUUGCACAUCUGGAUGUCUGUUUUAUGUCAAAUUGUGCAACAUUUGAUGAUUUAAAUUUUCACAUUUCCUCAAUAAUUCAUUUGUUUCUUGUUCGAUAAGUUCCCUGGUUAUACUUCUAGCUUAGUCGCUAAAUCUGAUAUGACACUUAAUUUUUACCAACUUUGGUGAACUCCAAAUUUAUCAAAACACCACCAUACUACGCUACACGUGUGUUUCUCUUUGCAGGGGCUUUUAACUAAAAUUUAAACAUGUAAAAAUGCAAACACUUCACAUGAUUAGUAGCAUAACUUGCGCAUGAAUGAAUGUGUCAGUGCAUAUGAAGGCUUCAGGAGUGUGCAGAGUGUGGAAAUUGGAUUAUGCUUGACAUGCUAAACUGAUUGUUUGAGUGAAAAGAGUCUUAAUGAAUGAGCCAAUCGGGAAAUAUUCCCUUUCAUGACUCUGUCUCAAGUCACUCGGCACUCAGAACACUUUCCAAAACCUGAAGUGCCUGCAGGUGGUAACAAACGACUGUGUAUUUUUGUGUAAACCUAUGUGUGCACAUGUGUGAGUAAGAAUGUGUGUGUUUAUGUGAGUUAGUGCUUGAGCAGCUCUAUCGGCAAUUCCCCAAACCUGGUCUGUUCUCUAUCACAUUUUAUGUAUCUUUGCUGUUAAACCAAUCAGGUGCCUGGUCUGUGAUGCCAAAUAUUGUUUUUCCUCGACCAUAAUGAUUCUUUAGGCUGUUCAUUAUUUGCAAUUCAUAAAGAUGGAGUUGCUCGCAGGGGAAAUGGACUUACGUCUGCUCUGACCCCGGUGGCAGUGGCACAUGCCGGCCGUGCAUAAAUACAUCAUCACAUGCUGUACCUGCAGACCUCUUCAUUACUUCGCAGAGCCAGCUGAGUGCUCUAGCAGACCUGGGCUUUGAUGACAGUUCCCAGCGGGGGGUUCCGAUAGGUAGGCGGCGCAGAAAUGGCCUUGGCUAGCCCGAAGGACUUGAGCAAGCCGUGCAGUGGAGAGGGAUGGCUGUGUGCCUUUCUAGCCGAGCAACAGAUGGUCUCUGAAUUACCACUUGCCCAAGCUCGACCUCCUCGUUCCUUUAAGGGUUUCAUGGCCUCUCCACUUUUAAGGUCUUGAGUGGAGUUUGUGUAUCUGUUAUGGUUGCAUAUAGAGCAUGACCAUAAAUUUCUCCUGGGAGCAGUACGCGGGCCUUCCUGGAUCAUGGGGUACCUUAUUAGUCAUUACGUGUCAUUAUGUCCUUGCCAACACUUACUCAGCAGAAAUCCAGCGGAGAUUUAUGAUUGCUUGCAAGCUCAGCCAGGGUCAAGUGCACUGCGGAGUUAGACAUUUCAGCACAAAUCCUUGAUUGAGUGUUAUUUAUCUAAAAUAUUUUUUGUUUUAUCCUCUCAUCAUGAAAUUCUCUUGUUGUUUUAGUGUGCUCAAGCGAGACGGCGAAAGUUUGCCAAUCGUCCUCUGAAGGGGACCUGCAGCCCUUUAAGGACAAGAUGGAUGAAUUUCUGAGCCAAGGUAAGGCUGAAUACUUAACUUUUUCUAGUCACAUUAGCCUGGACCUACUUCGGGGCGAUCAUGCCAAUUUAUUGGGGGGAUUUUGGGGUGCAUCCCAGUUUCUACUUGGUCAGUGCUGAUGCUAGGCCCAGAUUAUUUGGUACUGUGGGGGUGGGUUAGCAAGAGGCGAACAGGAUAAACGAUGAAAACACGGUCACUUUUAUCACUCUACUGUUUGUUUGUACUAUAGGAAAGGUUGUCUUAUUCACUACGUUUCUUUGUCUGUCAGGGUUUUGUUUACUACCUGGCUUCCCAGCAACGUUCCCAUAGUGUUCAACAGCCAGCUCAGAGCCUGGUGUGUAGAUAUUGGCAGGACAUCUAGGCCAGUUUCAGUUUGAUUGAACCAUAUACAUGACAGGGAAUCUGAUCCCCAACCACAUUAUCCAAGGAUGUUAGUCCAACAAUGAGAAGUUCAUUCUCGGUCAGACUGGUGUGUUUGCUUGUUUCACUAGAACUGAGGGGAUAAAUCUAUUAUUUUGAGCAACAUGUAAACAUACUGUAUGUAAACUCCAUGUGUACUGCCAUUUUCACUCAUGACCCUGAACAGUAAUAGUUCAAUGAAUCUCUUCAAAUACAGAAAAUGACUGAACCGCCUGGUGAAGCGAAUCCACAACAAAUCGAGUCUUUACUGGUGUUUUCAAUGUUAGCUACAUUAGCGACAAACUGCAGCUUCUAUGAGGAUUUUUUUAGAUACGUUUAUGAAAUAGACUGAAUUUAUAUCCGUGUUUUAUGUGAUAUCUGGAGGUUUCUAUUUCCUAAUUCUUAAUGACUGACACCAGUGUGAGAGGGUACAUGUCUGCUGGGCAGCUUAAGAAUUGGUCCUGUUUUUACAAUCCACAUAAAACAGUCACUCUAAAUGAAACAUUUGACUGUCAAAAGUCGGAAGGACAUGAUAAGCCAAGAUUGCUUUGGCCACAGAGGGGCGCCAAAAUUGGCACAAAUCAAAGGUUCUUCACAGGAGCUUUAAAGAUAUGAUUUAGCUCUUACAAGAAAAACAAUGAGGAUGAUCAGAACGGUGCUUCUUUGAAAGUGAUUACAUUUAAAGGUGUUUUCAAUGCAAGUUCCAUUUAAAUGUAAGUGAGCGGCCAGUUUUAAAGACUUGAGUUUUACAGAUGUUUCUGAGCUCUGAUUCUUCUUUCAGUCUCGCAAGAGGGGGAAAAACAUGACCGUUGACCUUUUGCACAUGUAAAACAAUGUUUUCCUUCAGUAGUCAAACAAAACACUCGUGUACUUUAGUCUGGUUUUAUUCAGCAUCAACUUCUCCUUCUCCUUCCUUGCAACAUGCAAAUAUAUUCUUAGUUUGAAGGAAAAUGUGGUUUUGAUUUUUUUCUUAAAGUGAUAAUGACAAACAAGUUCUCUUAAUGGGCACCACAGGUGAGAUAAGGGACUCAGGCUGUGUUGAUAAUCAGACUCAAGCUGUCUUCAUUAACAUUUCCAAUGUUACCCUUGAAAUAUGAUCAAACUUUUAAUGGGCAGUGAAGUUGAACAUCUGGUCUGCCUGUCUGCGUCACCCUCAGACAGAGAGUUAAAACCUAAAGAGGUGAAUAAUUUAUCUCUCCAGAUUCAAAGGGCAUUGUGUGAUGAUAAUUCAUUGGCAUAUCUGAGUAGAAACUGCAUCUGUGGUGUGAGUGUAUGUGAAGUAGCUCAUCCAUCAGAAUGAUUUAAGUGCUCUUUGUCUGCAGACAUUUCCAAAUCUGUUCCAUGCUGCUUUCUGGUGGAUACACACACCAGGGUUCACUCUGUGUCGUUUCCAUAGGGACCUCUGUUUAUUCCAGGUUGUAUUGAAUAACUCACAGCCAUUGUUUCAAGUACGUCUAUCUGCUUUGAAGGAUUAGGACUGCACUUGGUAGCUAGGUCCUUUAUCUUGAUCUCUGCUGUAUAAAACAGAGUAAGUCUUGCUCUGGCUUAAAGGAAGGUUCAGGAUGGCCGUGGGUGAACCUGUCACUCAGCCUGUUAAAUUGACUGCAGAGAAAAGAAGUGAGGCCUGAGGGGUUUGAAUAAAGCGGACUUGUCCAGCACCUGGUCCCUUUAACUUUGUUCACUUGACGUCACGUUUUUGUCAUUUAUUUAGUCUUCUCCUCCAGUGUUAAUGAUUUUUCUUUGGUUCCUGUCUUCUUUUGUUUGUCUUCCCUCUGAUUUCUGCGAUGAGAUUUAUGAAAAAAAUGGUAGAAGCUGUGCUUUGCUUCCUUGCUUCUUUCUCUCCUUCACUCUAAUCUUCUCUCCUCUUGGUAAAUCAAAUAAACCUUCACAGUGAGGUGACGACUAAGAGGGUCACUAAAACCAUGAUGAUGAAUUCUUUGUAAACGAUGGGCACUUUCUCUCCCAUUGGCCCCUUUAGCUACCACUAUGAUAGAAGUCUACAGCCAUGCUAAUGGCUCUGUGAAGCUGUAUGUGCAGAUGUGCUUUGAGCUUAAUACUACUUUCACAACCAACAUAUUAAACUAUAACGCGACUCAUUCAAUUGGAAGUAGUUGAACUUCGAAAGUUCGUUUUCCAGGGAAAGGGUAUAUUUAUAGCACGUUUCCUUGCAAUAAUUCAAGUAGGGAUGCACCGAUCCGAUAUUUGGAUCGGAUAUUGGCUCUGAUAUUGACAAAUUAACUGGAUCAGAUAUCUGAUGAAUGAUGCUGAUCCAGCGUUCCGUUUCAGUCUUUUUUCCUUUGAAUUAAUAUCAUACACAGCAAAACAGUGAUUCUGUUCACUCUGUCUGCAGCUCUGUUACACCAUGUCUGUCUAUCCUUUUGCACAAAACGUUUACAAAGAAGUCUUACUUCUUUUUGCUGUGUGCUAGUGUGCAAUUUAUUAUUUGUUUAUAAAUGAUAUUAAGUAAAGCCUGAUGCUUUGACUCACAGGGCAAGGUAUAAAGUUUAUUCAUUCAACAGUAGUAUUGGAUCGAUGUCUGAUAUCAGCUGAUACAUUGAGCCCAGGUAUCGGUAUUGGAUUGGAUCGGAAAAAAAUGGAUCAGUGCAUCUCUAAAUUCAAGUAGCUGUAAAGAUGUAAUUGUCCUCUUCAUUGGUAUUUCAAUAUGUGCUUUUUGCUUCAAUAGACAACAAUCUACACACAUUUCUGUGAAUGAAGUCAGACUUUCAGGAUGGAGCGUCAAACUAGCAUUACAAACUAACCGUUCAGUUAGAUUUUAAAAUGGUUAGCAUUCAGUUUGAGACUUCAUCUUACAAGCUCUUAAGUUGCAAAAACAGCUGCAUUUCAGUCAUGUGACGGCACAAAACUACUUUAUUGGCUUACAUAUAAUACGCACCAGUGUUUGUUAGCUCAAUGCAUGACUAAAACACUUCAAAUCUAGAAGAUAGCAUACUCCGGUUAAGUUGGAUUGAGCCAUUCUUAUCUCCUUUUUCUGGACCAAAAUACGUCACGCAACGAGAUGCAAUACUUUGGUCUAAUCUCAGCCUUUUUAAAGCCUUAUGAUAUUGUGGCAGUGGCUCCAACCAGUGGCAGCUGACGGCGCUACAGCUCAGACACAACAUAUGAUCAGGAUUUCAGGCCUACACCAGUGGGAAUAUUAAUGAUGUGUUUAACUGACUUGUAAUCCUGGAGCUACUGUCAGGGAAGAUGAUGUUUGUUUGUUUGUUUGAUUGAUUGAUUGAUUGAUUGAUUGAUUGAUUGAUUGAUUGAUUGAUUGAUUGAUUGAUUGAUUGAUUGAUUGAUUGAUUGAUUGGUUGAUCGAAUGCUCAAGUUGCUACUCCACACUGACUUACACAGAGACAUGAAAUACAGGAUUCAUGAAAGAGAGCCCUGUGUUUGCUAGCUUUUGUUUUGACUGUCAUGUAGACGCAAACCAGAGAUAGAUAUCUAACCCGGAAAUCUCGAGAAGUCACGCAGCUACUUGUAGUUUUUUUGUUAUUACGGCUAAAUCCAUUGAAAGUGUAGUCAUGUUUAUCUGCCAUGUCCUCCAGAUGUCAUACAAUCAAGCUGUUUUCUGCAUAACCCGACAUCUACAGGAAAACAGUAUUGGAGUAUUGUGCUUCACAUCAAAGGUGUGAGACUCAGUUUGACGCUUGUUUUUACAUAACAAGUCAAAUAUAAUUCUUUAUGUAGCAUUGGCUCUGACCCAAACUCCAUCCAGUUGACUGUGACCAAUCUUUCUGAUGGACUCGGCACACAGUCUCAGGCCCCUCUUCCAACUGCUUUUGUAUUCAGAUGAGAGAGUCUAAUAUAUAGCAUAUGUUCUUCUCCAGUAAUGCUCACUGUCCAUCUUAAAGGAAGUCUGCAGAUGAAAGAAUAUCUCCCAUUUCCACUUCUCCCCCUCUCGCUUCCCUUUCUCUCUGUGUUUGAGAGAAAUAUGGGAGCUCUCUCUUUGAUGCAAAUGAUGAGGUUUUUCCCUCUGAGAGCAGAAUGUAAGCACCGUAACACGGACAUGUGACUCACAAGGCUCCAGACGGGAUUCUUGGGGUUCCUCUACUGCGGCGGUGAAAAAAAGAACAACAGCCAAAUGUCUUAUUUUUGUUAUUUCUGUAAUUUCUAAAAGGCCUGGGGUUAAACUGUUUCUGGCUCCACAGUUUAAACCGCUUUUGUUUAUUUUCUGACCAUGAAACUAACCACAGAAUAACAGUGGGAGCGGACUUGUUGGAGCUCGGCUGUUUGGUCUAGCUCGAUUUUCCCCGCUCGCUUCACAAAUUCUCAUGCAUGCAGGCCUUUGAUGGAGUCACUGAGACUAAAAAGAGAGCACUGGCUAUGUGAUAAUCUGUUUCUGAUGGACAUGAAGAUUAGUAUGACUGAUGUCAAACUCUCCCUCUGUUUUCAAAAACUCUAUCACAACAUGAAUGAGGAUUAGGUUACAAUGUACGUCUUAAGUGUAAAAACCACAUCAUGGUGAACACCCAUCAAAAGGAGCAUUGUAAUUUUAUAACAUUAAUCACAUGAUGCUAUUAAAGUACUCACCUCUUGGAAAAAAAUUAUUUUUUUUAUUUUUUUUUUUUAUUAAAAGCAUUUACUAGUUUAGUCAUUAUGCCUUAGUACUGCACUUCCCUCAUAUGAUCACAAUGAUACAAAAAAACAAGAAGAAAUUACGAGUUUAAAAAACAGAUGCUGUUAUUUUUUCUAUGUUGGUUGUUUUUAUUGUUUUGUUUUUAUCUUUUGUCAAUACAAAAAAAAACUUUAAAAGAUUUCCAGGCUGCAUAUUGGUGCAGUGGCUAACACUAUUGACUCACAGGGCUGGGCUUUUCUCUAUACAGUUUGUAUAUUGUCCUUGUGCUUGUCUGAUUCCUCUCACAAUCCAAAGACACGCUCAUCAGAUUAAUUGGUGGCGCUUUGGCCCAUAGAUGUGAAUGUUAAACUAUCUAGCAGUUUGUCUCUGUAUGUUAGUCCUGGAUGGAUAUUAAUAUUUCUGCGGUGUCAGCUAAAUAUAUGCAUUAUCUAACAUCUAGACACAUUUUAUGUGGGGGGACUAAAAAGUGCAUCAUAUCAUAUCAUAUCGUAUCAUAUUGAAUUGUAUUGUAUCAUAUCACAUCAUAUCGCAUCGCAUCAUAUUGUAUCAUAUCAUAUCCUAUCGUAUCAUAUCCUCUUGUAUCAUUUUGUAUCCCAUCAUAUCAUAUCAUAUCAUACUGGAUCAUUUCGCAUCGUAUUGCAUCAUAUCGUAUUGUAUCAUAUUGUAUCCCAUUACAUUGUCUCAUUUUGCAUCAUAUCGUAUUGUAUCAUAUCAUAUCCUAUCGUAUCAUAUCAUCUUGUUUCAUUUUGUAUCCCAUCGUAUCAUAUCGUAUUGUAUCAUAUCAUACUGGAUCAUUUCGCAUCAUAUUGCAUCAUAUCGUUUUGUAUCAUAUUGCAUCAUAUCGUUUUGUAUCACAUUGUAUCAUAUCUUAUUGUAUCAUAUUGUAUAAUGUCACAUCAUAUCGCAUCAUAUCCUAUCAUAUCAUAUUGUAUCAUAUUGUAUCGUAUUGUAUCGUAUCGUAUCGUAUCAUAUCAUAUCGUUUAUGUUCCCAAAAAUCAGCUCCUAACUAACUCUUGGAUAAAACAAAUUUCAAGCUGUUGAGUCCAUCUUUGAAUUAUUCAUAGUACUUUGAUAAAGUAAGUAAACAAAGACUAUGAGUAAGUCUUCAAUUGCUGUGUGAAUUUAAAUUAGUUCCUAAAAGAAAAUUCCUGGUAGAAAGAUGAUUGUAAAUGGACCUAUUCAUUUGAUUAAUGUCUUUGUCUGUAUUUAGGGGCAAAAUGGGACGUUACUCUGUCGUAUUAUUAAGUGUUGUGCUGGAACAGUUUGUGCAAAAUCUUUAAGAUGCAGCCCUGGCUUCAAUUACACAAAGCAACCAGAUAGUCCCUGGAUGAGAGCAGAACUGAGUUCUGUGCCAGGAAAGAUUCUCUGUCCCAUCCUCUGUCACGUCUGUCUUGGAAAGAAACAGGGAGGCCACGGGUCGUUUCUGAUCACUUGACAGUUUAAGACAGCAAAUAAUUGACCUCUAGAGGACAGAGAAUUUAAUGUGUAACCUUUUGUCAGCCAUACAGCAGCGCAGUGAAGAUUUAAACAGCUGGCUUGGGUCUACUGCCACUCUGUCAUAUUUGAAAAUGAACAAAAAAGUCCGCCCCAUGGAUGUGAAAUUUGAUAAGAAGUUACCCAGAGCAUUUCCCUGACUGAGGCUGUCACGUCUCACUGCUCUUCUCUUAUAUCAUCAUUUAGGAAACAGUCAAAAAGAUCCUGAUAGCCCACUGAGAUAAAUGUUGUGGCUAGCUAGGAAUAACUCCUAAUGUGUGCUGCAGUGUCCUAUCCCCAGUUUUCCGACUCUCUUUUACUCUAACAUGUUAAACACACACACAGACACACACACAGACAGACAGACAUAGACACACACACACACACACACACACACACACACACACACACACACAGUCAUCCGUCUCCAUUCGAAGUAACCCCUGCACAAAGAAGCACUUGUCCUGCGAUCUGCAAUCCUCAUUUGUCAGUUGUGCAACUGCAGGACAAUCCAGCACUUAAUAACCUGGUGGCACAGCUCUGACCUUCCAGAUGACUGUUGAUUGAAUUAAUGGUGACAUGUGGAAUCCUCCUCUUAUACUGAAGGUGAAAAGUGUGUUUUUUAGGAGAUCUUGUAUCUCUCCUAAUCCUAAUCUAAUCCUGUAUUUACUGUUGCUCUGCAGUUAUAAUCAGAACGUGUUUCUUUCUUUCUUUUUUUUUUUUUUUUUCUUUUUUACAGCUAAAACCGAGCUGGAAGCACAAGAAAAGCAACUUACGGACACUCAGAAAAUGUAAGACCUUUGAUUUUUUGUCUCUGAAACCUUUUCCUUCUCUGUCUUCACCUUUAAAAAGAUAAAUGCCACUUGCAUACUUCUUUUCUUCAUCCUAAAAACAUAUGUGCUCAUCAUAGCAUCUUUUCCAUCCCAAUACUGACACUGUUUGGGUGUUUGCCAAUACUGAGUAGAUUACCGAUAUCAGCAGAUGUCAAAGGUUCACUAGUUUUGACUAACAUACCAGUUUCUGUGGGCACUGUCCUGCUGUUGUAUUUAGCUGUGGGAAUGAUGUUCAACUUUUCUCCAUUGACAAAAAUGGUAUGCAACUUCUAACCAAGACUUCAAUACACUGCAUUACCUGAGAGGGUACCAAAUGUUCAAACUAAAGACUAAAUUAAACGUACUCCCCCAGCUUUGUCUGCAAAGUUGGCACCUUCAUUUUAUGGUUUAUUUUCUCCGUGAGUGGGUCUCAGUUUCAUUGUGAUAUUCUGACUUACUUCACUGGUAUGAACCUGGAAAUAAUAACAAUUAUCCCGUGAUUUACUCACAUAAAUACCAAAACCUGCUGAAACAUGUUUGAUUGGUUACUUUUUAAAGGGGUUUAUUAAAUAUAUUAAGCUCUGUAGCUGUUCUUACACCAUGUGGUCUUUUCCAGUAUAGUAGGCUUACACAACUGUUUGCAUUUCCAUUGUCAAAAGUUGGGAAAAGAUACCAAAAUAACUUUUAUUAGACUUGUGUACUUAAAUCAGUUAUGACUGUUUUAUGUACAUUUAUCAGAUGAUGCUUCUGAGUGUUGUAAAGGUGUUGUGGUUCAUAAAUGAGUGUGUAAUUCACACACAGACACCAGCUGAGCAUUGACGGGGGCACAGAGAUCAGUGCAAUGGUAGAGAGAGAGAUUGCAAAAGAGGGAAUAUUUCCUUUCACUUAAUGAUAAUUCACUGCAGGCUCGAAUGUAAAGCUCUGCAAGUUACUGCUUUACAAAAUAACUCUCCCAGCUUCCAAAAUAAAAACAUUAUGUAAAAGCAACGGGGGUCUCUCCACAGAAAACUGUAUCAGGUUUUGCUUUAAAAAGCGUUCCAGAAGUCCAACCAUCGUAUAUUUUUCAUGCUUGUGACAUAUACAUGACUGAUUCAAAGCCAACGCAGCCCUCAGCUAUUAUUUGUGUGUUUUUGGCGAAGAGCUGCAAGAGGCUCAUGUAAAAAAAAUCAGGAGAGAUGUGCUGCACGCGCUGGCAGUCUGAACGGUCUGAUAUGCUAACAUGCACAACAAAAUGAAAACCAAGCUGCUUCAGGAUCCAGCACAUAAAGUCAGGAUACAGUCUACUUGAAAUAAAAGCAAAAACACCACAACAAACUUUACCAAAUUGGACUGAACCAAUCUGGACUUCUCACUGGGAAUGCACCAUAGUCGUCAUACUCCUGAUACUUCUAGACCAAUAGCAUUACUGCAGUUUGUACCGAAACAACUCCAGGUAUGGCAGCUGCAGAAUAUAAACAUAACACAUGGAUAAUGCAGUUCCAUACAGUCUGAAGUGAUGUAUUCCCAAUGCAGAGAUGAAAUGUAAUCUGGCUGCUUUGUCAAUAUUUGGGACUCCUGGGUCCUUCAGUUCCGUGGAGGGUGCAGGCCAUCAUGCCAGGCCUGCAGCAGACGGGAGGCCCCCCUGUGCGGUGUCUGUGUUGUUUAUCUAAGCGGAGCGAGAGUAGACAGCACUGGCUCCAGGCUUCUGUUACUGCUGGCCAGGAAUGUGUUCCUAUAGCACACUCCAAACAAAGAGACCCCAACCUGUCCGCUGUAUUGAUCCACUGCAAACGGCCAACACAUUUACCACUUAGACAUGCGUCACUCCCUGACUUAUUCCCUUUUUUUCCUGCUAGAUUUGUCUCCCUGUCAGACAUCUUUUUUCCUUCCUCUGUUACCUUGAUCAUGCCAUGCACAUACAAGGUACAUGCCAUGUCAUACAUGUGUGUGAAAUGGACAUAAGCGCAUAAAGAGAGGCUUGUACACCUCAAGAAAAGGAGUGACAGACCCAUGCACUGCAUUGGGAUUAGGGUUCUAUUUAGUCCAGAAAGUUAAUCCUUCAGAAAAACCUGGAUGACUCUGCUGCUUUAGUGGCAGUAAUUCCAUUUUGCGUUCUCCUUCCCUCUCUAAAAUGCCCAGUCAUCAUUCGUUUGUGUUUUUUAAACGUUUCUCUGCCAUUAAAUCUCUGAAAAAGCAUAUUAUUCCAAGAUUAACUUUCAUAUUUUGCAUAUUUGCCUGGCACAUUGAGGUUUCACAACAGUCAGUGAAGGUUUCUGUAAGCUCAUGUUGUAACAGUUUGGUCUUGAAGAAAUGUUUUUGUUCUCUGUCCUCAGCUUCUUGGAGUUAAGCGUGUCAUUCUCCGUUAAACCAAAGGCAGGAGAGAAGGAGGUUUCUCCCAACACUUUCUUCACCAUUUGGCAUGAGUUUUCCACCGAUUUCAAAGACCAGUGGAAGAAGCAGAAUAAGCUGAUGUUAAAAGAACGGUAAGAAUACCAUAGAGAGAAGAGUUCUGCUUUAGAAACUUGCACGCUUUGACCCUAAAAACCAAAUCCUUCUGCAACAGAAUUUUUUUUUUUUUGGUCUUUUGAAACUACACCACUCUCUGACCUUUUCAGUGCUAUUUCUAUUAUGUUAAUGAUCCUGUAUUUUAAAAAUCUCCCGAGCAGAGGAACACGAACCAUUAAUAAAUUGCGGUGCAUCCCGUGUUCACUGAAGAUCCUAUCACAUUCAUCCAAAUUCAUGAAGGGGAAAGAGGUUAAAUGACCCAAAUCUGUGUCCUCACCACAGUAAUGAAAAGAAUACAUGGAGCAUCCAGUUAGCUUCCAGUGGUUUGAUGAAUUUAAAGAUACCGUUACAUAUGUCAACAACAAGCAAAUUGGUCCAUUAUGCUGAUGAAGAUUGAAUUGUGAUAUGUAUUUGCAGGAGAAGCAAAAUGUCACAAGCAAUGCUUUUUCAGUAGGAAAGAAUAAAACCAAUUUGAAAGCAUUAACUCUUUGCCCUGCGCCACUGGCAAUCGUCCCGAUUCUCUUUCUGCUGCUCUUUCUGUGAGACUCCCGUUGAGCUAUAAAUAUUCAUCCUUGCAUGUGUUCUAUGCACAUGUAAGCAGGCAGCGCAGGCACACACAGUGCUCAUGUUAAAAGCUGUUCUUGCUGAAUGCCAACCUGUUGAUCAUUAGUCUUUUAAAGCACCAAUAAGUAGUGAUGCUGCUGGUCUGCUCCACAUAGUAGUAAAAUCCGAGUGAGUCAUUUUAAACCAUAUGAGUGGACUUUUCCAAAUUCCUUUUUCUUUUUUUAUGUUCAAAAGUAAAUGACUGCUCUUUAAAUAGUUUGAACAUGUCUCUGUUGGGUGACUGAUGUUUAUUACUGUUUGUCUUUUUCUUUUUUAAGAGUCAAAAUGGCUGAAGAGUGCUUCAAACAGGCAAAGGAGAAGGCCUCGUACAAUGUGAAACCCAAGCACGCAACUGGAAUAGUACGUCCUGACACUUCUUGUCUUUAUUUGCUUUCAUGUGUGCUUUUAUUUGUUCAUUUUGUACAUGCUGCACCAGUCCUGUUUUUCUUUUCUCCCUUUGGUGCAAAUUGUCUCUUCUUCUAACGGCCUCUAUUUCUUACAAACACCUUAAGGGGUGUGGAAGAAACCGCACUCCUGGCUCCUGCAGUUACAGAUUGAGACCAGUGCCAGUGCUGUAAAUAACUCAAGCCUGUUUCUUCUCCCACAGAAAGCAAAGCUGGGUCAGAAGAUCUGA